This is a messenger RNA of Hibiscus syriacus, 1169 nucleotides long. Its product is annotated as cyclin-dependent protein kinase inhibitor SMR14-like. Lineage: Eukaryota; Viridiplantae; Streptophyta; Magnoliopsida; Malvales; Malvaceae. Bases 388 to 837 code for a protein of 149 amino acids. Gene Ontology annotation, biological process: regulation of DNA endoreduplication. The record is from RefSeq and is a predicted model, not a curated record. The transcript has a single exon.
UUAUAUAUGAUGCAUUGGAUCCUACGCCAAAGUGGGUUCUCAAAGCCUCUAUUUCUCCCUAUGUCUUUCUAUCAAAGCAAACAAGUUUGAGAACCAAAUUCCAAAGAAAAACUGAGAAAAAAAUCAGUGAACAGUCGAGGAAGAUGAUGAUGUGAUGAAUUAAAAACCCUUUGGCAUUUUCGUUUCCCUGUCGUCAAUAUCAGCAUUCUUUCUUGUUUUUCUAGGCUUUUCAUUCCUCAGUGUUCAUGCUAGCUGUUACUUUUCGCCUUACCUGAUCCCCUCUUAUCUUUUAUCCUUUGUCUUCGAUCCUAGGUUCAUUUAAGACUUUGGGGUUAGUUAACUUCAACGUUUGUCUCGUUUCCUUCAUGCACUCGAAAAAUUAAGGCCAUGGAACUCAGUUUAUUGGUUAGGCCUCCUUCAGAAUUCCAAGAAGAUGAGUGUCAAAUUGCAUCCAAUUUUCAAGAUGUUAUUGUCGACGAUGAUGAUGAGAGUACUCAACAACAACAACAAAAACAAGAGUUGGUACUAGAUGAAGAUGGAGAAAAAGGGAAGCUGAAAUUGCCAUGUUCAGGAGAAUUCAACGUUGGUGAAGAUGGAAACGAUGAUGGGUUCAAGACUCCAACUUGUUUGGGUCAGAGAAUUCCAGCCAGUCUCAAGUGCCCACCUGCACCAAGGAAACCAAAAUAUGUCCCGAUUAUAUCAUCAAAGCGAAAAGCUGUUCGACGGAGAAUCCUACUUGAUUUGACGAAAGAGAUGGAGUGCUUAUUCCCUCCAGCUCUUCUUGCAGAUCUAGGGAACAAGAUUAAGAAAGUCAGACAAGGAAGUGACUUCAAAUGAUAAAUAGAAAUUUCAUGAUGUUUCUUUGUUUUUAUUAUCCAAGAAUGCGCAGCUUCAUUUACGUUUUGGGUGUUUUUAACACAGAAGCCAGAUCUAAAAGCAUAUAAAGGCUUUGCCAAAAGAAGAUGAAAGCAAGUAGUUUUAAUGAAUGAAUCGACAUAAUGGGUUCUUUCUUUUAUUUUGGCUGCACUUAACCAGCUAAGAGGCAGAAGAAAUGGAUUUGAAUUGACUUUGUAAUUUGUGAUUGGAAGAAAACAUUCAUAUCCAUAUUCAACCUUGGUUUUACCAGAGGGUGAGGUGGGAUAUCCCUCCUCCUGGUGACAGUAAAUUGU